GACUUCCGGCGUCAGCUCUUCGGUUUGGAGCCGCGCGCACUUCCAGCGAAGGGUUUCAUGGUCGCCGAGGGAUCGCUGGUAUCAAGUCAACUGAAAAAAGGAAGCAGAUACAACAAGUCACACUUGAGCGUGAGUGUGUGUGUGUGUAUGUUGUUUGUGUGUGUAGCUAUGACAAGAGCAACAGUGGCUAAACUUCUCGUCCUCGUGAUCCUCAUCAUCUGCCUACCACAAUUGUUUGCCUUCAACAGAGUGUCAAAAGCGACCCUGGUCUGUUUGCCCCACGCGCUGUGCGAGCGAGACUUCCGGGUGAAGAAGCGGGAAAGCGGUAGUGAAGAUGGUGACGUCAUCCAGAACCGGUCACGUGACCCUCCUCACAUCCGGGUGGCCGAGAAACGGUGCACGGAGAGAGAUGGCAACCGAACAUCAGAGCCCUGGACGGUGGAAGACACACACGCCAGUUGGUACAUGUGUGAAACUCAAGGGAAUGUGGAACAUUUACACUCAGACGUUGUCAUCAGGAUGUCAGUGCAGCUUCAACUUGGAGAGUUCCUGAAGCUCACCUUAUAUGGUCACAGCAAUACCACCUCGCUACACCUGCACCCACCUGAGAAAGAGGGGAAGAGGAGGGAUGAUGAAGGUCACAGAGAAGCAUCCUAUUGCUGUCUGUCGGUCCCGCCUACUUCGGAAAUGACCAAUCACACCGCAUGUCUCUUUCGGCUGUCCAAUCGCACCAUUUCUAUCGCGAGAGCCAAGGAGAAGUUUCAACGGGCACAAAAAGAUAGGUGGAGUGGUGUGUUCAGGGUCCUCUGGUUAAUUCUGCUGUGUGUGGUGUUGCUGACUUGGACCUCAGCUCUCCUCAGACAUAUUAGCCGAAGGGGAGGCUGCUGCUCGAUGUCCAAGGUAAAGGUGCGUCCACUUGGAUAUGACUUUACCGGACAGCAGUUAAAAGAUGGGCGGAAAGACACAGAGACCAACACUCUAAAAGGGAGAACUCUUCGCACCUUUGAGCCUGGUCUUAGGUGGACAGGACUAUCGCCUAUUGAAGAGGAUGAAGCUGAUGAUGACGUAGUGGAAAGUGCAGUGGAUGAAAACGUGGAUCACUGCAAUGUCACCGAAUUGGAAAUAGAAUGAACGGAAGUUACACGGACCGAAUACUAUUAACCGCAACAUCUAAUCUUCACCAGCGUCCAACAGGGGGUUUCCCUCACGGAGGAGUCGAGCCACUGAUGUCAAACCGGCCAGGACUCAACUUCAGUAAUAAAAACACCUUUCAGCCACAACCGGAACGUCAAAGUGAAAAAAACAAAAAACAGGACACAGAUGAGGAAUAAAGUGUCUUCAUUUUCAACAUA
Nerophis lumbriciformis (worm pipefish) is the source of this 1352-nucleotide messenger RNA. RefSeq lists its product as uncharacterized. The record is from RefSeq and is a predicted model, not a curated record. NCBI's taxonomy places the organism in Eukaryota, Metazoa, Chordata, Actinopteri, Syngnathiformes, Syngnathidae.